Xenopus tropicalis (tropical clawed frog) is the source of this 893-nucleotide messenger RNA. It is a transcript of the gene dusp26, whose product is annotated as dual specificity phosphatase 26. Gene Ontology annotation, molecular function: phosphatase activity; protein tyrosine phosphatase activity; hydrolase activity. NCBI's taxonomy places the organism in Eukaryota, Metazoa, Chordata, Amphibia, Anura, Pipidae. Gene Ontology annotation, cellular component: cytoplasm; nucleus; Golgi apparatus. The transcript is spliced from 4 exons. Bases 159 to 731 code for a protein of 190 amino acids. The record is from RefSeq and is a predicted model, not a curated record.
CUAAAAUAGAUGUUUACAGAGCAGUUUCUAAGUGCAGCAAAGCCAUGUGGCAGGUGACAGAUUAUAAUCAGUGACAUACAAAUAAAUUUGUUAACUGAACACAGAUACACUCUGAAUCUUCAUUCCACAAAGAAGGAAUCGUUGGAAGAUUGGACCCCAUGGCAGCUUCCCGAUUCUCCAGUCAAGAAUCCCUGCUAAGCGGAAAAUACAAAAUAAGCCGCCACAAUGCACUUAGUGUGUUUGAGCUGGAGAAACUUCUGUACACAGGGAAGAUGAUAAAACAGCAUGCAGAUGAAGUGUGGCCGAACCUGUAUUUGGGAGAUCAGGAUAUAGCAGCUGACAAAGGUGAACUGUUGCGGCUGAACAUAACCCAUAUCCUUAAUGCCUGCCAUAGUCGAUUCCGAGGAGGAGAAGACUACUAUAAAGGAAUGAAUAUUUCCUAUAUGGGUAUUGAGGCUCAUGAUUCAGAAAUAUUUGACAUGAGUAUCCAUUUCUAUCCUGCAGCAGAUUUUAUCCACAAAGCUCUAAGAGGGAGAGGUAAGAUCCUGGUACACUGUGCCGUGGGAGUUAGCAGAUCUGCAACACUGGUGCUUGCCUACCUCAUGAUACAUCAUAAUAUGACUUUGGUUGAGGCUAUCACAACAGUAAAAGAGCGUAGAGGAAUAAUCCCAAACAGAGGUUUUCUGCGUCAGUUAUUGAAUCUGGAUAAAUCCUUGCACAACGUGUAUUAAAUCCCUUUUGAAAUUGGUUAUCAUUUAUACAGUUCUUGUUACAGUUCUUAUACAGUUCUAGUUUCAUAUCGAUCAGUCAUCAGUUAGGGUAAUGUUUAAGGUCAUCUCUUACCUGGCUUCCCACUGAACUUGUGUAAAAACUGAAUAUACUCACAUACAUCA